Molecule: messenger RNA, 2132 nt
Organism: Alnus glutinosa
Lineage: Eukaryota; Viridiplantae; Streptophyta; Magnoliopsida; Fagales; Betulaceae
Product: F-box/FBD/LRR-repeat protein At5g56420-like
Exons: 4
Coding region: 570-1955 (461 amino acids)
Molecular function (GO): protein binding
Source: RefSeq, a predicted model, not a curated record
UAUUAUUAUUUUUUUAAAAAAUAUUGAUAUGAGGGCAAUAUUUUGAAUCUCAGUACAAUUUCGUUUUUGAGUUUUAAACUGAAACUACAAAGCAAAGCGGGGGAGAUGGUGUUGAACAGUCCUAAACUUGACCGCCGAGUAGCAGCAUUGGGCUGGUACUGACAGAUAAAUGUUUUUACCUUUCCUUUUCCUCUUUCAAGUCUCUCAAUCUCAAAGAAAUCCCAGCGAAAGUCUCAAUCUCAAAGAAACCCAGUUACCGACGAACGAUGUGACUCAUGUGAGGGAGAGAAUGACAUCUUCUUCUCAGCUCUGAGCUCUCAGCUCUUCUAAUCCCAAAGAGCUUUGCUUUUACUUCUCCGGACCACGGUGAGUAACCCAUCGAGCACCGGCGUCCCGCACCCGCAUCCGCUGUGCGAGCCCAUCCUCAGCCCCCAGCUCCCCACGCCCCGACCCGAACCACUCCUUCAAGAACCAGUUCACCGGGUGCACCUCUCGCGUCGGCACAUCGCACCCAAAGUCUCUCAGAAACCGACAUCCCGAACCGCUCACGCAUCGGAACCACCUGAAUUAUGGAGACAGCUUCUCUUAUUCAAGAACCCCAAAAGAAGCAGAAACUGAAUGAAGAACAAGACAUUGAUGGGAAUAGCAAAUGCUUAGUUAACUUACCUGAAGAGGUUCUUCGACACAUCAUUUCCUUUCUUCCAAUAGAAGACGCUGUUAGGACAAGCGUACUUUCUAAAAGGUGGGAAUACCUAUGGGCUUCUAUUCCCAAUCUAGAUUUUGAACGACCCUUGCCUGCUAAGAGAAUGCUUUUGAUGAAUUUUGUGGAAAGGGUGCUUUGUCUUCGUGACUUCUCUGAUAUAAAACGAUUCACUCUCCAUUGUGCUGUGCUACAUGAUGCAUCUCGUGUUAAUACGUGGAUCUCUGCAGCAGUACGGCAUAAUGUUCAAGAGUUGUAUAUUGACCUUGACAACUUCAAAAGAACAUUUUCAUUGCCUCAUUGCUUGUUUACUUGUAAGACGUUGACAAGCUUACACCUUGAUAUGCCUGAUAUCCUCAAACUUCCUGCUACAAUUUGUUUCUCAAAUUUGAAGGUCUUGACUAUUGCAAAUAUUACAUUUUGGGAUGAAUACUUGACCCAACAGCUUUUUUCUGGUCUGCCAGUCCUUGAGAAGUUGGAAUUACAAGAAUGCAGCUGGGAGGGUCUCAAGAAUGUGAAAAUUUCUGCUCCCAAGCUUUAUUCUCUGAGCAUAUAUGAAUUUAGUAUGGAAAAUUCCAGUUGUUAUGGAGAUGGUUGUCAUGUUAUGAUUUUUGGAGGUGCUCUCAAAGAGUUUUAUUACAGUGGCAAAUUGUUCUGUGACUAUUGCUUAUAUAACUUGUUCUCACUGAUAAAGGCAACUAUUGAUCUUAUCACUGAUAACAUCAAUAUGCAUAUCACAUCAAAUCGUGUGUAUAAGCUUCUUAUGGGGCUCUCUAAUGUGAAAUACCUAACACUUUCCUGGGAGGUGGUUGAGGCUCUAACAUAUGCAGCAGAACUCCUACCACGUAUUCCUAUGUUCAAUAACUUGAUGGAUUUGGAAUUGAAUUUCUGGUCGGUGGAUCUUAACUGUGCAGCACUACUGAAGAUAUUGCAAAAUUCUCCUCUUAUUAAGACUCUAAAUUUUUGUGAGGGGAUUACUCUGCCGUUGGAUUCUGAGAAAGAUGAUUGGAUACUGAACCCAGUGCCUCCAUGUUUCUUGUCCCAUCUUAAGUGCAUCAAAGUCGGCAAAUAUGAAGGAUAUGAGAAGGAGCUUUUUGCUAUAAAGAUUUUGCUCAAGUAUGCACUUGUCUUGGACGACAUAGUCAUAACUUGCUUAGAGCAUUUUGCAGGGAACUUGGAGAAGCUAGAGAAUCCUUACAAACAAUUGAUAGGGCUCCCUAAAGGGUCACAAAAUUGUAAAAUCAUUUUGGAAUGAGAUUUUCUUCAGCUCUUACUCUAGAAAAAAAGCCAUUAAUUCUUGUUUUUUGAAUGACGUAAAAGUAUGGCUUGUUGGCCUUAUGCACUACCUAGGUAACUUGCUGUUAUAGAAUGUGUAUAUUUGCAACCACAUUUGUUGAUAAUGAAACUUUGGUAUCAUCGCGACACUUUGUGA